CGGAAUAGACGUGACUAGCGCGAGCCGCAUCUUCGCACCCCCCAUCCGUCAGCGACACCCCGUCUCUGCUUGAUGGUGCGUUUGACGUGUGGUAGCGUGAAGGCGGUGAAGUCUGCAGGCCGUGCCAUGGGCAUCGCCUUCUCCACGACAGACAGAGGUGGUGGGCAGAAGGCCUUCUGGGCCCGCUCCUCUGGGCACUCAUGGCCACCCCAAUGACCGAGGCCGAUGUCGACUCCUUGACUCGGGACAUCAGUGCUCGCAUUGUCGAGGAGUUGCCUUCGGUCAUCAGGCGACUAUUGACAGAGCAGGAUCUGUCGAGCGGGCCACUGCAGUUCCAAUGCAGCCUUCUAAGUGGCCACUCUGGGGCAUCUCGUCGACAACACACAGUCCGCGUCGCAUCUGUCGAUAUCACGGAUGUCGCCACGCCGACAGCUAGCACACCGUCUGGCUUCCAGAGCCCCGUUGUGGCGACUGAUACUCACACGGAUUCUCCAGGAUUGUGCGACAACACCACUAAUGGAAGGACUUUCAGGCCGAGAACUACAGACUUAUCACCAUCAGGCGACGAAAGAGAGCCGAAAAGACGCGCUACUGGCGGCCUGCGAGUGGGAAGAUCUGAUUCCACCGGCGCCGAUGCAUCCGAAAGUCAAGGUGCUGUGGCACGAAGGCUCGAUAGUGAUGCCAGAGUAUUUCCUCAGCGGAAGAAACGACUCCCAGAAAAUCCGAUUCUACAGCCCUCGAGCCUGGACAAAUUCAUUUUUGGCGUCUGGGAAUCCCUAUACUCUGCCGUGAAGCUUGACCCAGAAGAAAUUGUCGAGCAGUUCCACGCCAUCGAGCCUGGCCAGCCGCGUAUGCUGCUUCGCAACGAUGAAGAAAGCGAGUUGGCUACCCGAAACGACACUGUCGUGCAGAGCAUGUUUGGCCGAAUGAAUGUCCUUGCACGCAAGAUUAGCCAAACCAGCAGGACGUGUCGAUCUCUAGAGGUGAUCGUGCAGGCUCAGUGGGUACAGGCCUUCGACGACCGCGUUGCCGAGCUCGCUACCACCAUGACAAAGGAGAAGGCGAAGAAGACUGCCAUUUCAGAGGCAUGUAUAGACUUUGGCUGGACCGAGAAGGAAUUACGAAACAAGGUUGCUAUUUGGCGCGGCUACCAUGACAUUAAAAAUGCUGGUGGCUGGGCUGCGCUGGUAUUCGCGGGCAUGGGCUUAUACCGGUUUUGCAAGUACAGGGUGUCAUUCACAGAAGACACCUUCCAGACAUUACGAUCACUGCGGCAUCGUUUUGAAGUGUCAGCGGACUGUCUCCAUCCACGCUGGCGCAGCUUACUGGCAAUUGUUGGCGCUCCAGUCGAGCGCAGAUACGAAGGUCAUCCUCACGGCUGGGUGGUCUGCGGUCCCGGGGACGAAGCAAUUCCACUGCCAAUCACAUAUCGCCAGUGGGAUCCGAACUUCACGUACACGCACCUGGACGAAUCUGUGAUUGACGAGGAUGCAUGGGGACUGUACGAUCCACGUACCGUCUCGCCCCUGACUGAACCAUCGGCCUACCAAUGCCAAAUAUGCAACGAAAGACAGUCCGACGACCCAAGAGACAACAACUGCACAUGUUUUCCGAACCUUUAUGGUAGCGCUAAGGCAAAACACAUGCCUGUGCAGGUGUACCGAACGCCGAAUGGCAAAAACAACGGCCUAUUAGCAUGUUGUCCAUUCGAGCGAGGCGCCGCGAUUGGCGAAUUCGUUGGCCAGAUUACAUCCGGAGUUGCAGGCAAGGAUGUAAUGAUAGGACAGACUGAUCGGGCCACGUAUCAGAUCUGGCAAGGAGAGCAAGGGAACUAUACUCGCUUCGUCAAUCACAGUUGCGCUCCGAAUAGCCAGUUUGAACGCUUCGUCUGGCUGGGAACUCAGAGGAUUGUUCUCGUCAGCAAAGGGGUUGAUGCUGGCGCUGAGAUCACUGUCGAUUACUCAGACACAUAUUGGAAAGACCUCAACAAGCGAUGUCUUUGCGAAAGUAUGAAUUGCCGCUAUCGAGCGCGUACUGCACAAGUGACUAACGCAUGA
This is a messenger RNA of Cercospora beticola, 2057 nucleotides long. Its product is annotated as SET domain-containing protein. NCBI's taxonomy places the organism in Eukaryota, Fungi, Ascomycota, Dothideomycetes, Mycosphaerellales, Mycosphaerellaceae. The record is from RefSeq and is a predicted model, not a curated record. Gene Ontology annotation, molecular function: protein binding.